ACUUCUUGAAAUCCAAUCUUAAGUUCUUAAUCUUUCUAUGAUGAAAAGAGCAACAAUGGCUUCAUUCUCUGCAAAGCCUUCAAAGCGAUACAAUGUUCGAUCUAUUAGUUUGCCUGUUAGAUCACAUCCCAGCACACUCAGAACAGAAGAAGAGUUGAACAAGCUCAAGGCUUGGGAGGCAACAACAACAACAUCAGAAGCAAAGGCAGACUCGAUAUGCAAGGGGCUAGGUGGGCUUAAAGACUUGUACAUUUGUAUUGAGGAUCUUCUUCAAUUGCCAAUGACACAACAGGCCCUAGCCCUGCAUCAAAAUGAGAGAUGGGUUGAAGAAUUGCUGGAUGGUUCUGUCAACUACUUGGAUGUGUGUUGCAACACAAGGGAUACCAUUUUGGCAAUGAAGGAGAGUGUUAGGGAUCUUCAAUCUGCGCUUCGGCGCAGAAAAGUUGGAGGAGAUUCAAGCCUUGAAGACAAUUUGAGUUCAUAUACAUGCAUAAGGAAAAAGACCAAGAAGGAAAUUCUGCAGCUUGUAGCAUCAUUGAAGCAAAUGGAUCACAAGCAUGAAGCCUUCCCUUUGGAUCUAGACAACCAUCUUGCCGCGGUGGUGAGGGUGCUCAGAGAGGCAAGUUUGAUCACCAGUUCUGUUUUCCAGUCACUUGUUUCUUUCCUCUCCACACCAGUUUUGAAGCCAAGGCCUAGCAGAUGGUCUCUCGUUUCAAUUUUGGUGCAGAAAGGGGUUUUGAAGUGUGAAAACAACCAACACAAAAGCAUGAACGAGCUGGAAAAUGUAGAUAUUGCAAUUGGCAACGUGCUUGUGAAUCAAGCAAGUGAAGAUAUUGAAGCUGAGAAGAUUCAAUCUGCACAGAGAAGAUUGGAGGUAUUGGAUUCAAGCAUGGAAGGCCUUGAAAAUGGUUUGGAGGGCUUGUUUAGGCUCUUGAUCCGCACCAGAGUUUCUCUCCUAAACAUACUUUCUCAUUGAGAUCAUCAUAUCCCCAUUGGUGGCAUGGGAUCCGAAUUUUAGAGGAUCUACAAAAAUAUAUUCUUCUUCACCAAUUUGGUAAAUGUGAAUUUUCAUGUGCUCGUGUAUAAAUGUAUAUAUAAUACAAGCUGAAUU
This is a messenger RNA of Prunus dulcis (almond), 1111 nucleotides long. RefSeq lists its product as uncharacterized. The coding region runs from base 38 to 976 and encodes 312 amino acids. The transcript has a single exon. Lineage: Eukaryota; Viridiplantae; Streptophyta; Magnoliopsida; Rosales; Rosaceae. The record is from RefSeq and is a predicted model, not a curated record. Gene Ontology annotation, biological process: shoot system development; root development.